Messenger RNA from Sporothrix brasiliensis 5110, 1239 nucleotides. RefSeq lists its product as uncharacterized. Lineage: Eukaryota; Fungi; Ascomycota; Sordariomycetes; Ophiostomatales; Ophiostomataceae. Gene Ontology annotation, molecular function: protein binding. The transcript has 2 exons. The record is from RefSeq and is a predicted model, not a curated record. The coding region runs from base 1 to 1239 and encodes 412 amino acids.
AUGCAUUACUACAAUAAGCUGAAGUUUCUGGCUUUGGCCUCGGUAAUCUCGGCUACGUCUGCGCAUCCAACUAGCGACCAUUAUUAUGCCGACGCGGAAUCGGAGGCUUGCUUGAACGGCAAGGCCGUCUACGUGACUUCGAACACGGAACACAACUCUGUGGUUGCCAUACCCAUUGCCCGGAACGGGUCGCUUCUGGUCAACUACGCCACUUCUACGGCUACUGGUGGUCGUGGUGGCAAUGGUAUCAACCCGAGAGGCAUGCCCGCGGGCCCUGACGCGCUCUUCGGUCAAGGUUCCAUUACCAUUGCAGGAGAUUACCUCUUCGCCGUUAACGCCGGCUCUAAUACAGUGACAAUGCUGGCUAUUGAUAAACACGACCCUACAAAGGUGACAGUUGUUGGCGAGCCGGCCGAGUUGCCCGGCGAGUUCCCUACUACCGUGGGAGCCUCUGACAAGUUCAAUCUCGUUUGUGUUGGUCUUACUGGUGCCAAGGCUGGAGUUUCUUGCGCAUCUUACUCGUGGUAUGGUCUUGGCCCCUUUGACGAGUUGCGGCCCUUCGAUUUGCACCAGACUACGCCGCCGCAUGGCCCUACAAAUACGGUAUCGCAUGUUUUCUUCUCGGGCGAUCAGGAGACUGUGUUUACCACCGUUAAGGGUGAUCCAGCGGUUAAUAACACUGGUUUCCUGGCUGCCUACCCAGUCGAACACAUCCACUCGUCGUGCUAUGCCACCCCGUCCGUUUCCCACAAGGGCGUUAUCAGCUCUCCUGAGGGAACUGCCGUUCUCUUUGGUUCUACUCCUAUUCCCGACACGACUAAUCUAUUCGCCACCGACGCUUCAUUCGGUGCUGUUAUUCUCGGUAUCGAGGACUACGAGGCCUCCACACUCUAUAAGACUGUUAUUCCGGGCCAAGACGCUACAUGCUGGGUUGCCAUUUGCCCGGCCACUCACACUGCCUUUGUUACGGACAUUCGCAUGAACCGCCUAGUUGAAAUGUCUCUGGCGAACGCCGAAAUCAUUGGCGAGCCCAUUGACCUGACGACUUUCAGUAACGAUCCGGGUUUGACAGAGAUCCGGUCUGGUGGUAGCUUUGUUUAUGCGUUGAGUCCUGGUAACGGGACCACGGAAGCGUGGAUUACCGUACUUAAUGCUUUGACCAAGAAACCCGUGCAGCAUGCUCUUCUUACACCACUGGGACUGGACCGUAACGCAAUGGGUAUGGCUAUCCUGGUGUAA